AGCGGCUCAGCCAAAUGUGUAGUAUCAAGGGCACAGUUACGUUGCUGACGGGCUCUCGUAGGGUGUGAGUCUUAGCGCGAUCCCCUUGUUUGAAAGUACGCUCAGCGUUCACUUCAAACCUUGUCCAGAAAUGGUGACCCUGGAAGAAGUAGACAAGCUUAAAGUAAAUGAGUUGAAAGCCGCAUGUAAGGAGCUGGGUCUGGAGCAAACCGGAAACAAGGCCGACCUUGUCGCACGCCUGAAAGCAGCCCUAUCGCAGCAGCAAGCUGGUGGGCAAGAAACAGUUGGAGACGGCGUGGCGCCGGCGACGAUAGCAUUAGCAAAUAAGGACGGAAAGCAUGACGCAGCUGCGACAGCUGCAGUUGAGCCCAAUACCGUGGAGGCCACAGGACCAGAGGCGCCGUCCGUGCCCACUGCCGCUGCCGGCACAGCAGCGGCCGGUUCAGAGAAGUCUCGUGCACGGAUCGCCUUUUCGGACUCAGAGGCAGCGAAAUUUGAGGCCCUCAAGGUGCAAGUCGUCAACACAGCCCCUGUCGAGAAGCCAAAGCAGAUGACAGAAGCGGAGAAAAUUCGGCUACGGAAGGAGCGGUUCAAGGACCCGGAUAUGGAGCGGAAGAAGCAGCGUGCUCAACGGUUUAACCUGAUCGACGCGGACCUGGAGAAGGAGAAGAUGAUGAAGCGCGCUGAACGCUUUGGCACGAAGCACCCAGAGCUGGAGCAGAUAAAAAAGGAACAGAGGGCUGCGCGGUUUGGCAUUGUGGACGAGGAAACGAAGAAGAAACAACGCCUGGAGAAGUUUAAGCCGCUGUCCAACCCUGCCAAAGCAAACUUUAACCUGUCCGUCAAGCAGGACGACGACUUUGAGGCGAAGCGCCAGGCCCGUGCUGCGCGCUUCGCAGCGGCCGAAUGAAGUCUACAUGCCAGUUGUGCGGGCUGCGGAGGGGACGAGGUGAUUUGGUGGUCAACUUACAGCUCCGCGGCCUGAGUUUUGUCCUGGUCUCGUCUGCUCUCCUUGGUAGCGCUCUCCGGAAAUGGUGAAGCUCGCAGCCUGUCCCAAGCAGGCGACAUGGAGGGGGUUUUAUUGUGGACUUGGACCCCUGCUGGGUCAAACAUGUGUGCGGUGCGGAGCUGCCGACUGAAUCGCAGGCGUUGUGACGACUGGUACUUGUGCAUCACCCCCUGCGGCUCACCCCUGCGUGGGGUUGCAGCUCCGGCCAUGGUUUAUGCACCUUGCGCCUUGGAGGGUAAAGAUGGUCCGUCGGACCUACCACAAGGCUUUUGUGGCUGACCGUUUGCUCCGGGGUUGAACAGUUAUAUCGGCUUAUUGGUCGGCGAUUGAUCUGCUAGCUAGCUGCUGGCUUUUGGACCGUUUGCCACUGCCUGACGCCUCAUGCAGGCAGGGUUUAUAAGGACCGGGGAAGACAGCACGGCCAUGCUGUCUGUGUGAUGAAGGCGUGCGGGGGUUUGUGGAGCCAGCUUUGUACAUGGCUAAAUGACUUUUGCAUGGCUUGAUCUUUACCAAGCAGUUGCAUGACGCCCGCCACCCUGUCCAACCUGUCUGCCUUCACCCGCCAAUUUCUCACCACAUGCAUGUGUCCGUUUUUUGCCUACUGCUUUGCCGCGUCCCCUUGCAUCCUGCCACUCUAUUUGCUCUGCGUGCAACAAAGCAAUGUCCACUUCACGGAAGAAUAUUGCGAAUAUAUGCCCAAACCCGGAGAUUGCGGUAACGCAGCGUGUGGAGUAUCGACCUCCUGUGGUAAGUACGCUGUAAGUACUAUUUGGCUCUCUGGCCAGCCCUUGCUCACAAUUGCAUGGCAAAUGGCACGACCCCUUUUCAUUUCUGUGGCAUAUCCCAGGAACUGCAUGUCUGCCAAUGCAUUUGUCCAUGACGAGGGAUGUGGCCGUAUCUAUGGGGUUUGGUAUGGAGGUUCCAGUGUGUGUAAAGGUGGUGUCUUAUGGGCGCUUAGACGCGCUCACUUUGCAGCCCUGUUCGCACUCACUCAUGUACCGGCUUUUGCACUU
Messenger RNA from Volvox carteri f. nagariensis, 2022 nucleotides. RefSeq lists its product as uncharacterized. Bases 131 to 910 code for a protein of 259 amino acids. Gene Ontology annotation, cellular component: nucleus. The transcript is spliced from 6 exons. NCBI's taxonomy places the organism in Eukaryota, Viridiplantae, Chlorophyta, Chlorophyceae, Chlamydomonadales, Volvocaceae. The record is from RefSeq and is a predicted model, not a curated record. Gene Ontology annotation, biological process: poly(A)+ mRNA export from nucleus.